UGUCAAGUCAAUGUUCAGUCAACUAUUUCGAAAGCUAUUCUUCCAAAAAAAAAUCAAACUAUUAAGAAAGCUACUCUACUUCUACUUUAGCUCUAGAAACUAGAAUUCAUUGUUACCCCAAGUAUUGCUUUGCCUCGUCAAGAAGAGGUUCUUUUUACUAUUUUUAAUGUACCAACCGUACCGCACUAAUAAUGAUACUGGAGAAGCAAAAGUAAAUUGGAUGGUACUUUGUGAACCUUAAACGAAACAUCAUCAAUGGUCUUAAUGACUUUGCAGAGGAGAACAGGGAAUAUAUAAAGCUAAACCAAACGUAUCAUCUUUAUAUUUGUAUUUAUUUAUGAGGAAGAUCAUUGAGACUGAAGAGUUUUGAAGAGAAGACUUUUUUUCUUGAAAAGAAGAGAAGACUGUGUGUUGAGCAACUAGGAUGGCUUAUGUUCCACCCCAUAAAAGAGUUUCAAAGAACGAUAAUGAUGGUGAUGGUGAAGGUUCUUCACAAAGUCCCAUACCAAAGCCAGAAUUGCCUCCAUUUCUCACCAACUACAAAAAUCCAAAACACAAAUCAUCUGCCCACUACCAGCAGGUCGGGGAUUAUAAAUAUGAUGGUAUAUUCAAAUGGUUCGCUGUUGGUUUGGAUGAUGAUAAUCAUUUCCCGCCUUCUCUUAAUCUCCGAACUGUUUCUGGGAAAUCCCUUCAAGGGAAAAUUGUCCGCCGUCAAGUUUUACAUUAUCACAGUGAUGAUACAACUGAACGGAGUAGCAACAGAGUAACACAGAGCUUUACAAGACAGCCAUGGGAAUACAUUACAGAGAAUCUUCUUCAAGACUUGUUUUCUUCUUUUGAUGAAUAUAGGUGCAAUAGGGAGUCUGAUCUGGACCACGAAAAAGUUUUUCCAAAGACAAUCCACAUAAUCUUUCGAUUUGGCAAAGUUUUCUUUUCUAGUUGGGGGCCUUCCAAUUAUGAACAAAAACUUGAGAGAGCUACGAAUUAUUUGCUUUCUGAAGACACACUGGGGGAGCGGAGAAGCUCAUUUUACACAAAUAUUCCUAAUUCAUAUGUGGAAUACUUAAUAAAGGAAGGUGCCUCAAAGUCUGGGCUUGAAUUUGAACAAGAGAAAGAACUCUAUCGUGUAUAUUUUCAUGACGUGACACAACCUGGUAAAGUUAUGUUUUGCAAAUGUAUGAUACUGAAAGAAGAUGGAAAACUUCAUGUAUCCAAGAUGGAGUACAGCCAUUCACACUACAUGGUCAGGGACAUAUCUUGCCUGGAAAAGAAUUUGGAUAUGAGGUUGGAUCUAUGCACCAGAAGAACUAAAACUGUUUCUAGUGAUGAGGACAUGCAAUGCCUGAAAGAUUUUAUUAGUUAUGCUAUUGUGGAUACAAAACUCAAGAUUGGACUGAGAUGGCCUUUGGGGAUGACUGUGGCAGGAGAUAAAUUUUAUUUGGGUGAAAUAUGGCGCAUAAGUCUUAAAACUUUCAAGGGCCCAUCUCUAAGAUUGAAGAUCAGAGAUGUUUCUCGGUCUACAAGAGAGGAAACUAGGAGGGAGGUUUCUGUUAAGAUGAAAGGAUUAGCUUCAGAAUUUCUGAAACAAGAUGCUGAUAGAAAUCUCAUUAGUGAGAUGUUUAAGGAUGACUUGAAGGUUCUAUGGAACAACAUUCUUUGCUGUGAUGAACGCUUUCCUAACGAGAUCAUUUUGGAACAAAGUAUUAGAUCCACAUGGUUUGCUGUUGGUUUGGAUGAUCAUGAUCAGUUUCCACAUUCUGUUCAUCUCCAACCUCGAUCAUUAUUGUCCCUCCAACACAAAUAUGCUUUAGUUAACAGUGAUCUUGCUAAACAAAGUUGCAGCAAAGUAAAGGCAGAGAGCUCUACAAGAAGCCCUUGGGAAUACAUAGCAGGAAAGGUGCUACGAGUUUUAAUUUCUUCUUUUCAAGAAUGGAGGAAUAAAAUGGAGUCUGAAGAUGUAAAUAAUACACCAACUGUAAUAGCUAUCUUAGGGAAAGUUAUUUUUCAUCGGAGGCCUUCAGUCAACCAAGAAUUUGCCCAAAAAAACAUGCUUUCUGAAGACGCAUUGAGACUGGUAGAAAAAUCAUUUUACACAAAUAUUCCUGAUAAUUCAUAUGUGGAAUACAUAAUGAAGGAAGGUGCCUCAAAGAGUGGACUUGAAUUUGAAAAGGAAAAAGAAGUAUUCCAUGUAUAUUUACGUGACACCACAGAACGAGAUGGAUUUAUGUCAUGCAAAUGUAGGGUACUAGAAGGUGGAAAGCUUCAAUUGUACAAGAUUCGACCUGGGGACUCGUUUUGUGUGCUGAAGCAAAUAUCUUGCCUUGAAAAGAAUUUAGAUAUGGAACUGGAAGUAAUCUUCAAAGAAACUGUUACUGAUAUUAUUGAGGAUGAGAUGCAAAUGAUUGGAAAUUUAAUUGAUUCUGCUAUAGUAGAUAGAAAUGUUCAGGGUGGUCUGAGAUGGCCCUUGGGGAAGACUGUUUUUGGCAAUAAAUUUUGUGUUGAUUCAGUCUUCCACAUAACACGUAAAAUAUACAAAAAUUCGUCAUUCAAGCUGAAGAUAAGUGAUUUUGAUCUGUAUAAUUUUGAGUCUUCAAAAGGGGGACAAACUAAAAGGGAGGUUGUUAUGUCUUUGAAAGGAUUAUCUUCAGAAUUACUGAAACAAGAGGUCCAUCUCAAUGUUAUUAUGGAGGUACUGAAGGAGGAGUUGAAAGUUCUAUGGAACUACUUUCUCUAAAGUGGAGACUUUGCAACAUUAUAUUGAUUGGGGUAAUCAAUAUAAUGUUAUUACGGAGACUUUGCAUAUCUUAUUCUACACUUCUACUUUUAUUUACAUUAUUUAUUAAAUCGAUGUAUGCAUUUAUCUUUAUUAGCAUUAUAAAACAAACUAGGCAGCGGUCUUUUUAAUAAUUGAAAACAUCACUUUAAUCUAUUCUUUUCUCAAUGUAUUGCUUUUAUGUCAUAUUUUUUCUCUUUUUUGCUUCUAAUUAAAUUUACUUUAUCAAUCAUGUAUUGUGCUUACACCUUUUAUUUUUUAUACUAAUAUCCUCUUGCAAAAUAGAAGUACUACCGAUAA
Messenger RNA from Cannabis sativa, 3073 nucleotides. RefSeq lists its product as uncharacterized. The transcript has 13 exons. Lineage: Eukaryota; Viridiplantae; Streptophyta; Magnoliopsida; Rosales; Cannabaceae. Bases 425 to 2734 code for a protein of 769 amino acids. The record is from RefSeq and is a predicted model, not a curated record.